AUGGCGGCGGCGGGAGGCGGCAGCGGCGAGGGGGGCGCGGGCCUGGGCGGCGCGGCGGGGUCGGGGUCGGGGUCGGGGCCGGGGCCCUCCGCCGGCGCCAGCGAGGACCCUGCCCGGGGCCCCGCGCCCAGCGCGCUGCACCCCGAGGAGGUCGCCGCGCGGCUGCAGCGGAUGCGCCGGGAGCUGAGCAACCGCAGGAAAAUCCUGGUGAAAAACCUGCCCCAGGACAGCAGCUGCCAGGAAGUUCAUGAUUUAUUACAAGACUAUGAGUUAAAGUAUUGUUAUGUGGACAGAAAUAAGAGAACAGCUUUUGUUACCUUACUGAAUGGGGAACAAGCCCAGAAUGCAAUUCAGAUGUUCCAUCAAUAUUCUUUUCGAGGAAAGGACUUAAUUGUUCAGCUCCAGCCAACAGAUGCUUUGCUGUGUAUUACCAACUUACCCACUUCUUUUACAUUAGAAGAGUUUGAAGAACUUGUUCGUGCUUAUGGAAAUAUCGAGAGAUGUUUUCUAGUCUACAGUGAGGUUACUGGCCAUUCCAAAGGCUAUGGAUUUGUGGAAUACAUGAAAAAGGACUUUGCUGCAAAGGCUAGAUUGGAGUUAUUGGGUAAACAAUUGGGAGCAUCAGCUCUGUUUGCACAAUGGAUGGAUGUUAAUCUAUUGGCUGCAGAGCUAAUUCAUUCUAAGUGCCUUUGUAUAGAUAAACUCCCUAGUGACUACAGGGAUUCAGAGGAGCUGUUGCAAUUUUUUUCCAGUAUACAUAAACCUGUGUUUUGCCAGCUUGCACAGGAUGAAGGUAGUUAUGUUGGCGGCUUUGCAGUGGUGGAAUAUAACACUGCAGAGCAUGCUGAAGAGGUUCAGCAAGCCGCUGAUGGUAUGACGAUCAAGGGAAGCAAAGUCCACGUUUCCUUCUGUGCCCCAGGAGCACCUGGGCGAAGUACAUUAGCAGCAUUGAUAGCAGCUCAACGUGUGAUGCACAGUAAUCAAAAAGGCUUACUUCCAGAGCCAAAUCCUGUACAAAUUAUGAAAAGUUUGAACAACCCUGCCCUGUUACAAGUCCUUCUACAACCCCAGCUUUGUGGACGAGCUGUUAAACCAGCAGUUCUUGGAACACCUCACAGCUUGCCACAUCUGAUGAAUCCAUCCAUCUCCCCUGCAUUUUUACAUCUGAAUAAAGCACAUCAGAGCACAGUUAUGGGUAAUACUUCUAAUUUAUUCCUUCAGAAUCUUUCUCAUGUACCAUUGGCACAGCAACAAUUAAUGAAGUUUGAGAAUAUUCCUAAUAAUAAACCGGGCUUACUUGGAGAUCCCCCAGCCAUGAUACUUCAAACCACAGUAGGGAUGGGGUCAGCACUUCCUUUGAAAACAGAGUUGGGUCAUCAUGGAGAAGCACAUAAAACAUCUAAUCUGAUUCCAACUCAAACAACUAUAACAGCUGGAAUGGGCAUGUUACCAUUCUUUCCAAAUCAGCACAUUGCUGGACAAGCUGGGCCAGGGCACGGGAAUACUCAGGAGAAACAGCCAGCCUCGGUGGGGAAGGCAGAAGGAAAUUUCUCAGGGUCACAAGCUUAUCUUCAGAGCUUUCCAAACCUUACUGCAGGAGGCUUGCUGACAGGACACCAUAAGCAACAGCAGAGUCAGCCAAGAGGUUCGGAGAUAAGUUCAGGGGCUGCUUCUAAGAAUCAGACUUCACUAUUGGGAGAACCACCAAAAGAAAUACGGCUCAGUAAAAAUCCAUACUUGAACUUGGCAAGUGUGUUGCCCAGUGUGUGCUUAUCAUCCCCUGCAAGUAAAACCACUCUACAGAAGACUGGAAUUGCAAGCAACAUUCUGGAUGCAAUCUCUCAGGGAAAUGAAUCACAACACACAUUGGAAAAGUGCAUUUCUUAUUCUCAACCUUUUGGUGAUUAUGCACAGGUGUCCUCUUUAAGAAAUGAAAAACGAAGUUCAUCAUCUCUCCUCUCUGCCCCAGAAGGCGGUUCCAUGGAAUUUGUUGGCCAGCAUCUUCAGGGCACAGGAGCAUAUUACAUGGAAACCUACUUAAAAAAGAAGCGUGUAUACUGAGUUAAGUUUUCUCCUUAGAGCCUCCUAAGGUUUUUUGCAGUAUCUCUGCUGUUCAUCGCUGCCUUAACUACAUUCAGACUAGCCAUAUCCUUUAAAUACGGGUUUCUAAUUUCCCAGAAGGAACUGUAUAGUGCAGCAAGCAGAAUUGCCAAAUAAAAAAUAAGUAGCAAUAAGACAAGACAAUUGAGGACAUUUUCCAUUAGAAUUAGAUGCAUCUUAAUGUGGUAUUAACUUACAGUCCAUUGAAGAAUUUAACAAUGUUCCGGUAUUCCUUGUCUAGGAAUCCCUUGUCUAGGACCGGGAAUAAUUUUGACACCAGAUAUAAAAGUGUGAAGCAAUAAAUGGGAAACAGUCUUGUUUCCUGAGCCUUAGAAGAAUGAGUUUCUUAUAUGCCAGUGUGCAUUUCAGUUGACUUUCCCUAGAAAUAACUCAUUUAUAGAUUUUUAGGACUUUUUCCUAGAACUAUAAGAUUGCAAGUACAAAAAUGCAGUGGUGGUAAUGCAAGCUAAUUAUCCCCACCCCACGCCAGCCCUGCAGUAUAAAACCCAGAGUGAUAGUGAUAUCCAAGUUAUACACAACUACGGAUGCUUUACUUUUAAUGUUAUGUACCAUUUAUACCUUUUGUGAAAAACAAGGUAUUUUUUAAAAAAGUAGCUUUGGUGAAGUUAUUUCAGGGGUUGGCAGCCUACACCCUGGGGUCAAGUUCAGUCAUCCCGGUUUUUAUAUCGUCUGCAAGCUGAGAGUGAUGUUUAUAUUUUUAAGUGAAGUAGAAAAGAUUUGAAUUCUUGAAGUUCAAAUUUCAGUGUCUAUAUAAAAUUUUAUUGGAACACAAAUCUGUUCAUUUACAUACUGUCUGUGGCUACUUUUGUGCUCUCGUGGCAGUGCUGAGUAGCUGUGACAGACAUCAUAUGGUCUGCAAAACCUAAAAUAUUGUCUGGACCUUUUGUGGGGAAAGUGUGCUAACCCUUGAUCUAAUAGCACGAAUUCCCUAAUCCUUUAACUUUUGCAACAGGCUUGUAAGCAGCAAGCAAUAUAGUUUCUGCAUCUGAUUUCAUGGCAUAAACUAGUAAUGAUCUAAUUGCUACAACAAGGUCUAUUUUGAUCCUCAAAUGCCCUGUU
Lynx canadensis (Canada lynx) is the source of this 3180-nucleotide messenger RNA. It is a transcript of the gene RAVER2, whose product is annotated as ribonucleoprotein, PTB binding 2. The record is from RefSeq and is a predicted model, not a curated record. Lineage: Eukaryota; Metazoa; Chordata; Mammalia; Carnivora; Felidae. Gene Ontology annotation, molecular function: mRNA binding. Gene Ontology annotation, cellular component: cytosol. The coding region runs from base 1 to 2061 and encodes 686 amino acids. The transcript has 12 exons.